AUGUGCUCUCGUGCCUGUACACCUUCUCACGGGGCUGCGAGUGAUGGACCCGACCGGGAUACCUAUCUCUGGGCUGUACGGAGAUACCACGGCCCGCAGUAUAAUCCCGCACCUUCGGUCGAGGCGUGGGCCGUACCUGCCCGCAUUCUGGGAGGUUAUAGUUGUGGAUCUCCGCCGGACGUCCCAGUAGCUGGGGACGGGCGUGGAUGUCGCAGGACCUGGGCGGGGAUCUUUGGGUCUAGCGGACGGCGGUGGAGGCGGGGGCGCUCGCGCAUGUCUGGAUGGGCGUUGCAGUUGGUCGACCCCGUCUGGCAUAACCCGUUGAACCUGAGUCUGGGCCGGCUCGGAGACUGCCACCGGGUCUAG
Messenger RNA from Morchella importuna, 366 nucleotides. RefSeq lists its product as uncharacterized. The transcript has a single exon. Lineage: Eukaryota; Fungi; Ascomycota; Pezizomycetes; Pezizales; Morchellaceae. Bases 1 to 366 code for a protein of 121 amino acids. The record is from RefSeq and is a predicted model, not a curated record.